AUGGCAGUAACAAAUUUUAAUCAAGACAAAAACCAGGCAACAAUUCAAGAGCUUUAUUGCUCGGCGGAAUUUACAAGAGAAGUACACAGCGACCUAAUUGGCCUUUCAGCCAUAAAUAUUUUCCUGUCAGUUACUGCAUUUCUGGGCAACACUCUGAUCCUAGUUGCUCUGCACAAGGAAACUUCACUUCAUCCGCCUUCCAAACUCCUGUAUCGUAACCUAGUGAUAACUGAUCUCUGUGUUGGUAUCAUUGUACAACCCCUGGCUGUGGUUUAUUGGAUAUCUGCGGUGACAGGAAGAUGGAAUAUCUGCUGUUACGCUCAUUUGCCAGUUACCAUCUCAGCCACUGGUUUGUGUGCAGUGUCUUUACUAACACUGACUGCAAUAAGCGUGGACAGACUUCUCGCCUUGUUGCUGGGGCUCAGAUACAGACAAGUUGUAACUUUUAGAAGAACAGGUAUUGCUUUACUCGGUAUGUGGAUUAUCUCCAUUUUAGGCACAUCAAGUUUCCUUUGGGAUCCUGUCAUUCAUCAGUGGUAUACAUACUCAGGCGUAUCUCUGAGUUUGAUCGCCUUGAUUUGCUCGAACACAAAAAUAUUUUCCAUUGUUCGUCAUAACCAAAUUCAAGUUCAGAAUCACAUUGUUCAAGGACAACCGAGCCAAGCAAUUCCCGCACUGAACAUAGCUCGAUACAGAAAGGCAGUGUACAGUGCACUGUGGGUGCAGGGAACAUUGUUUUUUUGUUAUCUGCCACACGGGAUAGCAGUGGCUUUGACACCUGCAGAAGGGAUGCGCAUUUCUAUUUACCUUGCCAGGCAAUAUACGGUCUCUUUAGUUUUCUUAAACUCUUCAUUAAACCCUUUGCUGUACUGCUGGAAGAUCAGAGAAGUGAGAAAAGCUGUGAGAGACUCAAUAAGACGACUCUACUGUUAA
This is a messenger RNA of Porites evermanni, 933 nucleotides long. NCBI's taxonomy places the organism in Eukaryota, Metazoa, Cnidaria, Anthozoa, Scleractinia, Poritidae. The record is from the annotation of a GenBank genome assembly.